AUGUUGCUAAAAUUAAGUUUGUUGUUUUCACUGGUUCUUCACCUGUGUAUGGGUCUUAGUUUCCAAUGUCGUGAUCAAAAAAAUCAAAAUGUGGACUGGUUUAUAUUUUACAAAAUUGGUCGCAUAAAAAAUUCAUCCGCAAAAUCUGUUCGUAAUGGUUAUGCGUUCUUGUAUAUGGAUGUUAACCGCCAAACAUGGUCAUUUUCGUCAGUCGGGAUCGAUAACUCGAGACAAGCUAUUGGAUAUACUUUGCAGCAAUAUUAUGAGGUCGCAAGUAAUCCUGAGGUCUUCAGUAUAAUGUAUAACGACGAAUUUCCAUAUCCCAACAAUGACACUGUGUCAAAAUCUUCAGGACAUACUAAAGGAGUUGUAGUAUUUGGAAAAAGUAAUGGUUUCUGGUUGGUACACAGCGUACCGAAGUUCCCCAGAAAUGACACCUAUGAAUACCCAGUCACUGGACGUCAUUACGGACAAAUGGGUUUAUGCGUUUCAAUGUCCUAUUCACAACUGCAUAAAAUCGCUAUUCAGCUGUACUACAAUCACCUUUUCAUUUAUUCACAAAAACUCCCUGCGCAGACAGCUGCUGACAUACCUAUUCUUGUGAAGGUGGUCUCAAAAAAACAUCAGCGCGUUGCUCCUUAUGUUAGUCGUGUUGUGAUCAAUUCUUCCGCAGGCCAUGAAUUUUUUCACUUCGCGAAAACUCGUGCAUUCAAGAAAGAUCUUUACUUUGAUCUCUUAGCACCUUCGCUUAAAAGUUCAUUGAAAACAGAAACUUGGCAACACGAAACCUCUAAAAACAAGAAUCUGCGGUCUUGGUGUCGUAAAUACAGUCCUUAUAAGGUUUUGGAUGUAAAAAAGGUUACUCUGCCUUUUAAUAUCACUUUUCCAAACGCGCUCGAUCAUUCCAAAUUUGCGGUUGCGACGUUGGAUACAAACAAAGUACCUCUACCUUGGAUUUGUAUUGGUGAUAUCAAUAGACAGAAACAUCAGCUUGUCCGUGCAGGUGGUUCGAUGUGUUUUGCGAAUUCGGAAGUACAUUCCAUAUAUAGUGCUAUGGUUCCAGAUUAUUGGCCAUGCGUUAGCAAUGUUUGCUAA
This is a messenger RNA of Cercopithifilaria johnstoni, 1095 nucleotides long. NCBI's taxonomy places the organism in Eukaryota, Metazoa, Nematoda, Chromadorea, Rhabditida, Onchocercidae. The record is from the annotation of a GenBank genome assembly.